This is a messenger RNA of Pochonia chlamydosporia 170, 2349 nucleotides long. Its product is annotated as fungal specific transcription factor domain-containing protein. Gene Ontology annotation, biological process: regulation of DNA-templated transcription; DNA-templated transcription. NCBI's taxonomy places the organism in Eukaryota, Fungi, Ascomycota, Sordariomycetes, Hypocreales, Clavicipitaceae. The record is from RefSeq and is a predicted model, not a curated record. Bases 1 to 2349 code for a protein of 782 amino acids. The transcript is spliced from 4 exons. Gene Ontology annotation, molecular function: zinc ion binding; DNA binding; DNA-binding transcription factor activity, RNA polymerase II-specific.
AUGUCUUCCGAGCAGGCCAUGCCCGGCGCCGGGUUCACUGGCUCCGGCUCGGCACCCGAGACGCUGCAACAAUCUCAGCACCCGCAACAGCCUGAUGCGUCCAUGGUCAAACUCACACGAGGAACGAGCUGCGUGCUCUGCCAGCAGCGGAAAGUUCGCUGUGACAAGAACAAGCCUUGUGCCAACUGCGUCAAGGCCGGUGUGGAGUGCAGGGUUGUGCCUCCCCAGCCGCCAAGACGGCGGAAGAAGCGGCUGCAGGAGAGGGAGCUUGUCGACAGGCUGAAGAAGUAUGAGGCUUUGUUGGCGGAGAAUGGGGUCAAGUUUGAUGCUAUUGGGCAUGAUUUGAGAGCUGAUGGUCCGCAUAAUGAGGAUGUUGACGAGCUGGAGAAUGACUUUGAGGGGUUGAAGACGAGUUCGGAGACUACGGCAUCGCCUUCGGCAACUUCACAUAUUGACAGGCCCGGAAGAUCGAUAUUCGCACUUCACAGAGAAUUCCGUGCAAGUGAGCAACUCGUCCACGACUCCUCUGAAGAUGAACCCGACGAGUCUACCAUUCACCGGGCAUUUGACAAAAUGUUCUCCAACAACGACGGCUUCCCCUUUGUUUUCUCUGGCCGACAACAAUCCACAACACACUACCACCCUUCCACCAUUCACAUUUUCCAACUCUGGCAAAUAUACAUCGACAAUGUCAACUCGCUCCUCAAAAUCACACACGUCCCCAGUAUUCAGGGCCAAAUUAUCCAGGCAUCGUCUAACUUGGAGAGCGCCCCGAAGAAUAUUGAGGCCCUCAUGUUUGCCAUCUACUCCAUGGCUGUUACGUCCAUGGAAGACGAGGACAUAGAGAAAAUGUUCAACCGACCAAAAAAGGAAGUCUUGGCACAGUUUUUCGAAGGACUGCAACAAGCGUUGCUCAAUGCUGGGUUCAUGAGGUUCAACGACUUUAUCUCUUUGCAGGCAUAUGUUCUGUACCUGUAUGCCAUCCGGUGGUUUGUCGACCCCCGUCAAGUCUUCUGCCUCAUCGGUAUAGCCGUCCGAAUAGCCCAGAGGAUGGGCCUGCACCGCGAUCCAGCAGGCUUCGGCCUACCACCCUUUGAAGUCGAACAACGCCGCCGUCUCUGGUGGACUAUCGUCGGCUACGACCGUCGCAUCGGUGAAAUGACAGGCUCAACCAUCACGGCCCUCUCCAGCGGCGGCGACUGCAAACUCCCUCUCAACGUAAACGACUCUGACCUCCACGCCGACGGCAAGGAACUACCAACCCCUCACAACGGCCCAACCGAGAUGCUCUUCGCAUUAACACGCCUAGAAAUUGCUAUGGCUGUCUCAAGCAACUCCAACCGCGACAGCGCCAAAGUCAAUCCCGACAAACCCAGCCCGUCCUCGUCCUCCUCAAGCUCCAAGCAAUCCUCCGUGCCAACCAUCCGCAUUGCAGGCCAAGACUCACCCACAUAUACUCUAGACGGGUUCUGCGCCCACAUCGAGGGCACAUAUCUCCAAUACUGCGAUCCCAAAAUCCCCCUCCACUUCUUCACAAUCACCAUGACAAGACAAACGCUCUCGAAAAUGCGCGUCAUAAACUACCUCAUGCGGAUGUAUGCCGGCGACGACGACCCCCUAAAGGACAUUGAACGCGACAACCUGUUCCUCCUAUCCGUCCAAAUGGUCGAAUACGACAACGUCGUCCACGCAUCCGACUCGCUUAAACAGUUUAAGUGGUUUACGGCACACCACUUCCCCUUCCCGGCGUACAUGUUCCUCGUUCAGGAGCUGCGCCAGCGAUGCUACGGCCCCAUGGUCGAGCGAGCAUGGGAAGCCAUCUCGUCGAACCACAAACUCCGCGGAAUGCUGAACAAUCUGCAUAGUCCCAUGCACUCUGCUUUCGGGCGACACUUUGUCAAGGCGUGGGACGCACAUGUCGAGGCCUGCAUGACCAACGGCAAAGAAGCGCCGUCUACGCCACCGUUUAUCGCUAUUCUCCGGGAGAGGAUUGAGAUGCGUCGCAGGGCCAAGAUGGAGAAUCAGCCGGAGCCGGAAAUGCAUCAGGAUCCGUUCGAUUUGCCUCGGCCGGGACAGCAUGAGUCGCCGGAGAAUGUGAUGAUGACGCCGCCCAGUGUAGGCGCACCGCUGGGGAGUAGUGCCGCGAGUAGCAUUGGCAUGGGAGGGACGCCGGUGCAUGAUACGUCGGAUAUGGAUUGGAGUUAUUUGGUUUCCAAUUUUCAGCCGGGGAUGUCGUUUGGAGGUGGUUUUAAUCCAUUCCAGAACUUUGGGCCGUUUGGACCGGGCCAGGGGAUGAAUAGGAUGGGUGGUAUGGGAGGCCCUGGAUCUGGGCCUGGUGGGAUGUAUUAG